AUGCUCUACGCGCUUGGGGGAUACGAUGGUGGAGGGCAGCUUGCGACGGUGGAAAGCUACGACAUUCAGACGGGGCUGUGGAGGACGGAGUCCCCCAUGUUGUCCAAGAGAGGCGCCCUGGCAGCCGUAGUGCUCGAUGGCCGGAUCUUUGCUAUCGGAGGAAACGAUGGCAGGAGGGAUCUGGCGACUGUGGAGUCUUUCGACGCCGGGACCGCAACAUGGCGUUCAGAGGUUCCGAUGCCCUCGAAGAGAAGAGCUCUCACCGCAUGUGUACUGCACGGCCGCAUGUUUGCGCUGGGAGGGUACGACGGGUCGAGCUGGCUCAACACGGUCGAGUGCUACGAUCCUCGGCUGGGCGAGUGGAGGAGCGAAGCCCCGAUGCCGUCCAAGAGGAGCGGACUAGCGUGUGUGGUGUAUGGCAACCGCAUCUACGCCAUCGGAGGAUACGACGGACGGAACUUCCUCAACGCUCUGGAGAGCUACGACCCGAGCACGGGAGAGUGGAGGAUUGAGACGCAGAUGCCGACGAAGAGGAGCGGGCUGGCUGCAGUUGUGCUGCAAGACAAGAUCUACUGCCUCGGAGGAUACGACGGUCGCUCCUUCCUGUCCACUGUCGAAUGUUUCGACCCUAGGACAGGAGAGUGGCAGGUCGAGUCGCCGAUGCCAUCAAGCAGAAGCGCUUUUGCUGCUUGUGUGGUGGCUGGCAGGCUCUUCACUGUGGGAGGAAACGAUGGGAGGUGA
Molecule: messenger RNA, 741 nt
Organism: Guillardia theta CCMP2712
Lineage: Eukaryota; Cryptophyceae; Pyrenomonadales; Geminigeraceae
Exons: 1
Coding region: 1-741 (246 amino acids)
Molecular function (GO): protein binding
Source: RefSeq, a predicted model, not a curated record